AUGUUGCAAAGAGCUGAUCAAGGAGGUCACAAUUUAUUCGUCGAUGGAUUUUAUAUAGCCGAACAGAUGCGCACUCAUCAUCAAAAAGAAUUCGAAGUGUUAAGCCGCGUUAACAUCGAGUAUAUCGAGCAAGGUUACGACAGCCACCCAAUGGAAAACGGCGAAUUAGAGACGUUUCAUUACGAUAUGGCUGCGAAACAUAGAGUUAUUUGUACUGAUUCAAAUGGUCACGUGAAGAAGAUUCAAUUCGGGAAUGCAAUGCGAAGUUGGCUCUAUGACUGUCACGUUGACGAGAUUCAGUCCGUUUAUCGUGCUAUGAAACUUUUCACUGAACUCUGCUACAGACCCGAGAAUAUUCUCGAGUUACAACUUCAGAAUGGUGAUACAGUUUUAUGGGCCAAUACCAGGUUGUUGCAUACCCGAACUGCGUUCACCGCUUCAGCGGAAAGACCUCGAACGCUGAAAGGAUGCUACUUCUCAUGGGAUAUAGUCAAAUCACGUGUACGCCAACUUCGCGACAAACUCGCUCAUCCGUUAAACCAACCUUGUGUUUGA
Anisakis simplex (herring worm) is the source of this 555-nucleotide messenger RNA. The record is from the annotation of a GenBank genome assembly. NCBI's taxonomy places the organism in Eukaryota, Metazoa, Nematoda, Chromadorea, Rhabditida, Anisakidae.